Molecule: messenger RNA, 2982 nt
Organism: Daldinia childiae
Lineage: Eukaryota; Fungi; Ascomycota; Sordariomycetes; Xylariales; Hypoxylaceae
Product: RNA-dependent RNA polymerase 1
Exons: 1
Coding region: 1-2982 (993 amino acids)
Biological process (GO): siRNA processing
Cellular component (GO): nuclear RNA-directed RNA polymerase complex
Molecular function (GO): RNA-directed RNA polymerase activity
Source: RefSeq, a predicted model, not a curated record
AUGAAAGCAGCUCUCCAGGAAUUCAACAUUGUCAUAGAUCACAAAAGCUCAAAUGAUAUCAAGAUAGUUCCAUCGUUGAUACCGAGCUUCUGGGAUUCACUUGAACCUCAACAGCCUGGAAUAGACACGUCUAAAGCUAGCUUGGCACUCCUCGCCGACGUUGAAGACAUUUAUCUUCCCUAUGACGUCCAAUACCAGCUUGAAGCGUGCAUCUCUCAGGGUAUCUUCAACGAGGUUAACAUUACUACCGAGUUUCUCCGAAGGCUAGCAAACCUCUCGAGAGGUCGAACUCGACGUCGGGAUAGGGCAAAAGACCUCUUGACGUAUACAUUACAGUCUCGCGUCGAAAACCGCGUUGAGAGCAGGGACAAGCUUGAUGAGAAGAGAAUAUACGAUCCGAUGUCGCUUUUUGAAGACAAAACAGCGAUGAGCCACUACCCGGAGAUUUCACUCCCAGGACACUGCAUAUGGGUAAGAAAAGUAGUGGUCACACCUACAACAAUGUAUCUUAGUAGCCCAGCACCAGAGCCAUCAAACCGCGUUCUGCGUCAGUAUACCAACUACGAAGACCGGUUUAUACGUGUUCAAUUCACAGAUGAGCUCAUCAAGGGUCGUAUUUACUCUGAUCCCGAUACUACGCGAGACAAUGCUCUAUUCAAUCGAGUACAUCGAGCAUUGCAGAACGGUAUACGGAUUGGCGGCCGUCAUUUUCAGUAUCUUGCCACUGGGAACUCUCAAUUUCGAGAGCACGGCGCCUACUUCUUCUGCCCGACAGACUUUUUAACCUGCGAUAAUAUCCGGAACUGGAUGGGCGAUGUUAAUCACAUUCGAGUUGUAGCUAAGUAUGCCUCCCGGCUUGGACAAUGCUUCUCGACAACGAGGAUACCUAAAGCAUCGCCAAUCGGCCAAGCAAUUGUACACAUUGAUGACAUUGAGCAUGACGGCUGGUGCUUCACCGAUGGAGUUGGGAAAAUAGCGUUUAGCCGUGCCAAGUUCCUCAUGCAGAAUCUUGACAUGACCAGGACCGCAAAAACUCUCCCGUCCGCUUUCCAGUUUAGGCUCGGGGGUAGUAAGGGGAUUCUAGUGCAAUGGCCCGAUGUGCCUUUCAACGAGGUUCACCUACGACCAUCGCAGAAUAAGUUCAACGCAGUUUCAAAGGGCCUCGAGAUUAUCAAGACAUCUAGGUUUUCUAUCGCAUCCUUAAAUCGGCAGACUAUUACUAUUCUAAGCUGUCUUGGCGUGCCAGAUGAGGCUUUUGAGGAGAUGAUGAAGAAGCAGAUCGCCGACUACGAGCGUGCAAUGACUGAUGCCGAAUUUGCUAUGCAAUUACUUAGCAAAUACGUUGAUCAGAAUGGUAUAACCACAAUAAUGGCACAAAUGAUUGCAGACGGGUUCAUGGAAACUAAAGAACCCUUUUUCAUGAUCCUGCUACACAUUUGGCGAGCCUGGUCGAUGAGAUUACUUCGCGAGAAGGCUCGUAUUAUGGUCGAUAAGGGCGCAUUUGUUUUUGGCUGCGCAGAUGAGACUCGUACGUUGCGAGGUCAUUCAGAUGCAACCGAUUUUAGCCAGAGCAAAGACCGGAAUACCUUGCCACAGAUCUUCUUGCAAGUACCCAAGACGGGUGUGAGGACAGGAGAGCAAGGUGAAUACACCGUUAUAACUGGAAUAUGCGUGCUCGGGCGGAACCCAUCGCUCCAUCCUGGAGAUAUUCGAGUAGUGGAGGCCGUAGACGUUCCGGCAUUAAGACACCUCCACGACGUCGUUGUAUUCCCCACGGUUGGAGAUCGCGAUAUUCCCUCUAUGUGUUCCGGGGGAGAUCUCGACGGGGACGAUUACUUUGUGAUAUGGGAUCCUCGGCUUAUACCUACGGAGUGGAAUCACCCCCCUAUGAAACAAGAAAAUCUCAAGCCAAAAGAACUCGAUCGUGACGUAAAACUAACAGAUCUCAUUUCAUUUUUCGUCAGCUACAUGAAGAAUGACUCGCUUAGUACCAUUGCCCACGCCCAUUUGGCCAAGUGUGAUUCAUUGACCGAUGGUCCCAAGGACCCGCAGUGCAUCGAGUUGGCACGCUUACAUUCCAAUGCCGUCGACUACCCAAAGACUGGACAGAAAGCUUACCUGGAAGCGUCGUUACGACCCAAAAACUAUCCGCACUUUAUGGAGAAAGCACCAAGCAGAACAUAUCGUUCGACAAAGAUUCUUGGUCGACUAUACGACCAAGUGGCGCAGAUUGAAUUCAACCCGGAGUUGGACGGCACAUUCGACCAGAGAAUUCUUCGUAGAUACUCGCUAAAAUACGAGCUAUUAAAAACAGUAAGGAUGAUAAAGAGACAACAUGAUAAGGCCAUGCGACAGAUCAUGAAUCAGCAUGACAUUGAAACUGAAUUUGAAGCCUGGUCAACAUUUAUGAUGUCCAAACCCCGACUUGGAGGCGAAUACAAGCGGCAAGAGAAUAUGGAACCAGUAAUGACGAGCCAUAGAGAACGCUUCAGAGAUGCUUGCAUCAAGCUGGCGGGAUCUAGAGAUCCUGACGCCUUAUAUCCCGUGGUAGCAGCUACCUACCGCGUCACGUGGGAAGAAGUGCAGAUCGCACUAAGGCGAGUGCCAGCAGCCGUCGGAGAGACAGAAUCAAGGAUGUAUUCGAUGCCGUUGAUUAGUUUCCCGUGGGUUUUUGAGUACGAGCUAGGUCGAAUAGCCAUGGCGAAGGACAAAUUCGAAUUAGAGGAGGUACCCAAGCCGACAACAGCACUAUUAGAUGAUGACUACACAGACGACGAUGACGAGUUUAAGCGAAUCAUUGGCGCCAGUAUCAGUGGCUCGGACGAAACGGAUGACGUUGAAGGCCUAUAUACUGGUCAAAGCAUUCAAGCGACCCAAGUCGCAGAAGUGGUCGAGGAACAAUCCACUACCCACGAGGAACUAGUGGAGCUGGAAGAGGACGAAGAUACGGGUAUGGAUGCUCUGGCUAAACUGACUGACUAG